Clarias gariepinus (North African catfish) is the source of this 2915-nucleotide messenger RNA. RefSeq names its product erythrocyte membrane protein band 4.1a (gene epb41a). Gene Ontology annotation, biological process: cortical actin cytoskeleton organization. The coding region runs from base 133 to 2904 and encodes 923 amino acids. NCBI's taxonomy places the organism in Eukaryota, Metazoa, Chordata, Actinopteri, Siluriformes, Clariidae. The transcript has 20 exons. The record is from RefSeq and is a predicted model, not a curated record. Gene Ontology annotation, cellular component: cytoskeleton; plasma membrane. Gene Ontology annotation, molecular function: structural molecule activity; actin binding.
AGGGUUAAGAUCGUUUUACACCUGAGCUCGCGCAUCUCAGAGUGUUAAAGGGAAUAUAAAUAUUAAUAUAUAACCGGGAGUUUGGAUGUGAAUCGUUUCUCCUCUGCGGAAUUUAAAAGGCGAGUGGUUGCCAUGACGACAGACAAAGCCAAUAAUGGACAGAAGAAGCAGGUCUGUGAGCAGCAACAGGAAGAUGGAGAGGCUGUCGUACAAGAGCCUGACCCUAUUGAACCCCUUCUGGAUGGACCCUCUGGCUCACCGCAGACCCCCAGGGGUUCGGAGGAGGGAGAGCGGAGCAAACCACGCCAGCGGAACUCAGCCGGCCGUGGCCUCUCGCGCCUGUUCUCCUCUUUGCUGAAGCGCCGUUCGCAGUGCUCUGAGGACGAGGGGAUAAGGGUGGAAGAAUGGCAAGAGAAAGAGGGCCACCUGGAUCCCAAAGCUCCCAUCGCGGACCCCGAACCCGAGCUGCGCAAUGAAGGGGAUGCAGCACUAGACCUGCACUCCAUUAGCAGCGCUGAGAACCAGGUCAGAGUCGACCAAAAAGACACCACAGAGGGUGAAGAACAAAAGGUGGAGAAACGAGAAAAGAAAGGAAAGAAGCAAAAGAAGGAAGAGAUGAAUAAAAACAGGGACAAGAAAAAGAAAACAGAGAAAACGAAAAAUGCAGAGAAAGAGGAAAGAAGGAAGGAAAAGAAGGAGAAGAGGAACAAGGACAAGAUGCAGAAAGAAGAAGGAAGGAAAGAGAAGGAGAAUGAAAUAGAAGAGGAGAAAGAGGUAGGGGAGCUAGUCAUGUCUGGGGAGGAGGAGACGCAAGCAGCAGGAGCGGGGAAAAGAGAGGGAGAAGGAGAAGGAGAGAGGAAAGAGAAGACUGCGGAGGAAGAAGUAAAGGUCCUUAAAGGUCAGCGCAGACCCAGGAUCAUGCACUGCAAAGUCACACUGCUGGAUGACACACUUUUCGAGUGUGAACUAGAUAAACACGCUAAAGGUCAGGAGCUGUUCGCGAGAGUGUGUGACCACCUGAAUCUGCUGGAGAAGGACUACUACGGCCUGGCGGUGUGGGAGACUCCAGCUGUGAAGACGUGGCUCGACUUCACCAAGGAGAUCCGAAGGCAGGUUCGAGGCGUCACCUACGACUUUACAUUCAGUGUGAAGUUUUACCCACCUGAUCCAGCCCAGUUAUCGGAGGACAUCACCAGGUACUACGUGUGUCUCCAGCUCCGUAAGGACAUCAUGAGCGGUCGUCUGCCCUGCUCGUUUGUCACUCUGACGCUGCUGGGCUCGUACGCACUGCAGUCUGAACUGGGCGAGUACGACCCCGAGGUCCACGGCACAGACUACGCCAAGCAGCUCAGACUUAUCCCAAACCAAACCAAGGAACUGGAGGAGAAAGUCAUAGAGCUCCAUCGCACAUACAGAUCCAUGAGUCCUGCUCAGGCUGACAUGAUGUUCUUGGAGAACGCUAAAAAGCUUUCUAUGUAUGGCGUCGAUCUGCACCCGGCCAAGGAUCUGAAUGGGGUGGAUAUCAUGCUGGGUGUCUGCUCCAGUGGGCUCAUGGUUUAUAAAGACAAGCUGAGGAUUAAUCGUUUCCCGUGGCCAAAGGUGCUUAAAGUCUCCUACAAACGCAGCAGCUUUUUCAUCAAGAUACGGCCGUCUGAGCUGGAGCAUUAUGAGAGUGCCAUUGGCUUCAAGCUGCCCAAUUACAAGGCCUCUAAGAAGCUUUGGAAGGUCUGUGUAGAACACCAUGCCUUUUUCAGGUUAACAUCCUCUGAAGCUGCCACCACACCCAGGAAGCUCCUGGCCCUGGGCUCCAAGUUCAGGUACAGUGGGCGAACUCAGGCUCAGACUCGGCAGGCUAGCUCCAUGAUCAACCGGCCUGCACCCCACUUCAAGCGCUUUGCCAGUAAGAUGGCUUCUCACAGCCUAGACGGAGCCAUGGUGUCCAGCUUAAAUAAGACGGCGCGUCCUGUCAGCGCUCCCAUCAUGUCUCCGAUCUCCAUUGGCGAUGCAGUUCCUUCUCCUGUGGUGACAUCAGCCGUACAGGUGGAGCACAAAAACGUAGUGACGCCCACGAGUCCAGGAUCUCAGUCAGGAGAGGACAAGCUUGAGGUAAAGGCCGAGAGCUGUGUGAGCGGGACCUUCAAAAUGCAAAGUGUUGCACACGAGGACACAUCGGAGUUCAAGAUGGUUGUGCGGCGCGAGUGGCGGCACCGCGACGCCCUGGCAGUGACGACCACUAAACGGGAGAAAAAGAGUCAGCACCCACAAGCGAUGGUGCGAACACGCAAGAAAAGAACUAAGAAACCUGACGGGGAAACACUUUAUACCAGACACAGCAAUUUAAUGCUGGAGGAUCUGGAUAAGACCCAGACGGGGAUCAUGCGUCACCACAGCAGUAUCAGUGAGCUCAAGCGCAGCUUUAUGGAGUCGGUCCCCGAGUCACGGGUCAGCGAGUGGGACAAGCGCCUGUCCACACACUCUCCUUUUCGCACCGCCGGCAUCAAUGGCCAGAUGCAGCCAGAUGUGACUCCUAUGGUGAAGACAAACACAGUCACCAAAUCCCCGAACAGCGAAACUGCCACCAAGGAGGGUCCGAUAGUGCACACCGAGACUAAGACCAUUACGUACGAGUCCGCUCAGCCGGACGAGAGCGUAGGGAUGCUGCUCAAUGCACAAACCAUUACCUCAGAGACUCUGAGCACCACGACCACUACGCAGAUCACCAAGAUGGUGAAAGGAGGAAUCUCAGAAACCAGGAUCGAGAAGAGGAUUGUGAUCACAGGCGACUCUGAGAUCGACCACGAUAAGGCUUUGGCUCAGGCGAUAAAGGAAGCGAAGGAGCAACACCCGGACAUGUCUGUUACUAAAGUAGUAGUGCAUCAGGAAACCGAAAUCACCCCCGAGUAAAAAAAAAAAAA